Messenger RNA from Acipenser ruthenus (sterlet), 6752 nucleotides. RefSeq names its product latent-transforming growth factor beta-binding protein 1. The record is from RefSeq and is a predicted model, not a curated record. Gene Ontology annotation, molecular function: calcium ion binding. Bases 363 to 5840 code for a protein of 1825 amino acids. Lineage: Eukaryota; Metazoa; Chordata; Actinopteri; Acipenseriformes; Acipenseridae. The transcript has 35 exons.
AGCUAAAAUAUUACACACAGAUAUAGCCAGGGCAGCCGUAACAUCUGCUGUUCACCGCCCUAUACCCCAGUUUUGUGAUAAAUUCGUGUGUUUCAGUUUUCUUUUUUUAUAUAAAAAAAUAGAAAUAAAAAAAUCUAUAAAGGUGUUUAUGCGCAGUGAUUAAGUUUAUACAGUUUUUUUUUUACCACAUACUAUAUGUGUGCAUUUAAGAAAGUAAUAUAAAACAAUACAAACAAAAAAUAAAGAUAUUGAUUGAAAAUAUCGGGAUACAGCAACCUGUGAAAAACAAGCACAAAGGGAUUUUACAAGGACAUUUACAUUAGUCUUCUUUUUUUCUGUUUUAAUAUUUUGAAGGAACGCUUAUGGAAAUGACUUGGAUCAGACUGAACAUUUUGCUUUCCAUAGGUAUAUUUUCUUCACCGGCAUUUACCUCCACAGAUAAUGGAGGAUUCAAAAGGUACACCACCUACGUAGUGCAGCCGGGACAGGCUGGUACGGGCAGCCGGCACAUCAGCACCAUUUCCCGGACAGGGUCCGCUGGGCAGCCGCACUCUUAUAACAUGGAACUUACAGCCAGUUACAGCAGCCAGGUCCGGACCCGCAGGAUGGGAAAACAGACGAGCCCCAGUGUGCAGCUCCACCAGGAGACUAAAUUCAGCCCCAGCGUGCAGUUCCAUCAGCAGCACCACCAGAUUCGCCACUCCAGCCACAGCAGUAACAUCCCCACUGUGCAGCUCCAGAAACACCAAUUUAAAACUUCAGGUGUGAAUGUCUGUGGAGGGCAGUGCUGUCAAGGCUGGAGUAAAGCCCCCGGCUCGCAGAGAUGCACCAAACCCAACUGUAAGCCACCAUGCCUGAAUGGGGGGAUGUGCCUGCGGCCCCAGCUCUGCGUGUGCAAACCAGAGACGAAAGGAAAAGCGUGCGAGCAGAAGACUGUACCUCCACACUCCCCUCCUCAUCACCCGGGGGACCGACAGGACACUGUGCCCCCCCAGAGACCCAUCCCACAGCAAACCUCCCAGCACAGCGUGAUCUCCCAGAGACCCAUCCCACAGCAACCCUCCCAGCACAGCAUGAUCCCCCAGAGACCCAUCCCACAGCAAACCUCCCAGCACAGCGUGAUCUCCCAGAGACCCAUCCCACAGCAACCCUCCCAGCACAGCGUGAUCCCCCAGAGACCCAUCCCCCAGCAAACCUCCCAGCACAGCAUGAUCCCCCAGAGACCCAUCCCACAGCAAACCUCCCAGCACAGCGUGAUCCCCCAGAGACCCAUCCCCCAGCAAACCUCCCAGCACAGCGUGUUCCAGGGCAGGCAGGUCGCUCAGCAAACCAACAACGGUGCCCAGAUGACUCUGACAGUGAAGCAGCAGCCUGCUGCCGUCAUCCCCCAGCAAGUCCAGCAGCAACUGAGACCCUCCCAGCCUCUGACGAUGACUGUGCACCAUGGCCAGACUCAACAGUUUGUACUCAAACCCAAGUACUACCAGACCCAGAAGGUGUACACUGGACAGCAGGCCUCAGAGGGCUCCCUCCCGCUCAGCGUGGCUCCCAUCCAAGGACUCACAGUGGGGAACAACACCGGACGCAUCAAGGUGGUCUUCACGCCCACCAUCUGCAAAGUGACCUGCGUCCAGGGCAAGUGUCAGAACAGCUGUGAGAAGGGCAACACUACCACCAUCAUCAGUGAGAAUGGCCACUCCACCGACACCCUCACAGCACCCAACUUCCGAGUAGUUGUUUGCCACCUUCCCUGCAUGAAUGGAGGCCAAUGCAGUGCCAGAGACAAGUGCCAGUGCCCUCCAAAUUUUUCUGGCAAGUUCUGCCACAUCCCAGUGCAGAACGGGCACCAAAACCAGCAGUCCCAGCACUCCCAGCAGCAGCAGCAUGGGACAGCAAGCCGGAACCAAGGAUCUCAGGUCCACUCUACACACACACUGCCGCUGUCCUUCGGAGGCCAGAACGGGAUCCAAGUGAAGUUCCCUCCCAACAUGGUGAACAUUCACGUCAAGCACCCACCAGAGGCCUCCGUCCAGAUCCACCAGGUCUCGCGAAUGGACGGCCCCAAUGGUCAGAAAGUGAAAGCAUCACAGUCCGGCCACACCACAUACCCCGGGGGUAUGGCCCAGAAAGGACAGAGUCAUCCUACUGUGUCCCACACCCAGCAAAACAUUGUUCACCAGUACUCCAUCGCCUCCAAAAUCCAGCUGGGACGCUGCUUCCAGGAGACCACGGGGGCGCAGUGUGGCAAAGCUCUUCCUGGCCUGUCGAAACAAGAUGAUUGCUGUGGAACUGUGGGCACAUCCUGGGGUUUCCACAAGUGCCAGAAGUGUCCCAAGAAACCAUCUAUCCCAUUGACUGGAUCUAGACAAACAAUGGACUGCCCUCAGGGAUACAAGAGGAUUAACAUAACUUAUUGCCAAGAUAUCAAUGAGUGCCAGCUACAAGGGGUGUGUCCGAAUGGGAAUUGCUUGAACACAAUUGGCAGCUACAGGUGUACCUGUAAAGCAGGAUACGUGCCGGAUCCUACACUCUCCACCUGCGUUCCCGAUAAUCCUAUGAUCCCCGAAGAGAAAGGCUUCUGUUUCCGAUUUCUCAGUGCUGGAAAGCAGUGCAUGCACCCAGUCUCUGCCCAGCUCAGCAAGCAGCUCUGCUGUUGCAGUGUUGGCAAGGCCUGGGGCCCACACUGUGAGAAAUGUCCCAUUCUUGGAACAGCUGCCUUCAAGGAAAUCUGCCCAGGUGGAAUGGGUUACACAGUUACUGGCCCCUACAAAAAGGUCAUCCCUGGCAUUAAAAAUCAACCUGACAGCAGCAGCAAGACCAGGAUCAGCCUCUCCGAGCCUGUGGCUCCCCCCGUACCCAUCCCCGCAGUUCAGGAGCCAGUGGAGGCCCUGGCCUCCUCCGAGAGACACCACCCCGAGGCCACUGCAGUGGGGGAAGUAGCAACAGCAGCACCUGAACAGGAGCUAAUCACUCUCGAUUAUAAAUCAAUAGUAGAGCCUGGCCAGCCCCAGCUUUCUCCCGGCAUUUCUACAAUCAAUCUGGACCCGCACUUCCCAGAAGUGAUAGAGAAGUCCUCCCCUCCAGCCCUGGUUGAGUUGGCCCCUGAAGACUCCACAUCAAGUGCAAGCCAAGUGAUCGCUCCCACUCAAGUGACAGAAAUCAACGAAUGCGCAGUUAACCCUGAAAUCUGUGGCCCAGGAUACUGCAUCAAUCUGCCUAUGGGUUACACAUGUGUAUGUAAUGCUGGCUUCCAACUCAACAACGAGCUAACAACUUGUGUAGACAUUAUUGAAUGUGAGCUGAGCCCUCGCCUUUGUUCCAAUGGCCGCUGUGAGAACACUGAGGGAAGUUUCCUUUGUGUGUGCCGAGCAGGAUUCGUGGUGGAUGAAGAAGGAACAAACUGCAUCGAUGUGGAUGAGUGUUUGAGACCCAGCGUAUGUGGAGAUGGGCUCUGUGUCAAUACAGAGGGCUCCUACAGGUGUGAGUACUGUGACAGUGGAUUCAAGAUGAACAAGAGAGGAGGCUGUGAAGAUAUCGACGAAUGCCAGGAUCAAAACUUUUGCUCGUCUGGGAAGUGCGUCAAUUCCCCUGGGUCUUACGAAUGUGUCCCUUGCUUUGAUGGAUACGAAGGCAGAAAUGGGCAGUGUGUCGACAUCAAUGAAUGCUUGGACAGGCCAGUAUGUGCCAAUGGCAAAUGUUCCAACCUCGAAGGAUCGUAUGUUUGCAUAUGCAGUAAAGGCUAUGAGCCAACUCCAGAUGGCAAAGUAUGCAAAGAUAUUGACGAGUGUCUGGAUAAGUUGCUGUGUGUCAGCGGGCAGUGUCUGAACACGCAGGGCUCCUUCCUUUGCACAUGCAGUAAAGGCUUCAGGAUUUCAGCUAACGGAGACCAGUGCGAAGAUGUUGAUGAAUGCCAGGAGUGGAGGGACGCCUGCAGAGGGGGGGGCCGCUGCAUUAACACGGCAGGUUCAUACCAGUGCACUUGUCCAGAUGGCUUCCAGCUGAUCGACGGCACAAGGUGUCAAGACAUCAACGAGUGCCUGGAUGACACAGAGCUGUGUGCCCCUCAAGGGGAGUGUCUUAACACAGAGGGGUCCUUCCACUGCAUCUGUGAGCAGGGCUUCUCUGUGUCCGCCGAUGGGCACAGCUGUGAAGAUCUGGAUGAAUGUACAGAUGAUACCAAAUGUCACGAUGGCACGUGCGUCAACACCUAUGGCUCCUAUAGAUGUGAUUGCGCUCGAGGCUAUCGCCUAAAGCCGGCUAAUGAAACUUGCAUUGACAUUGAUGAGUGUAAGGAAUACAGCCAUAUCUGCAGGACGUGGCACUGUGAAAACACGCAGGGCUCGUACCAAUGCAUCGUGGACUGCCCUCCCGGUCACAGACAAGAGCCCAAUGGGAUCUGUGUUGAUGUUGACGAGUGUUCUGUAAACAGCACUGUGUGCGGUGGCCAUGGAUUCUGUGAAAACACAGCUGGCUCGUUCCGCUGCCUGUGUGACCAGGGCUUUCAGGACUCGCAGGACGGCCGUGGCUGCAUUGACGUGAAUGAAUGUGAGAUGUUGACUGGAGUGUGCGGAGAUGCCCUCUGUGACAAUGUGGAAGGCUCCUUCCUCUGCAUGUGCGCCAAUGAGACCGAUGAGUACGAUCCUAUGACAGGACAGUGCCACUCCUUCGCCCCUCCAGCUGAACUGGUAGAAAGAAAAGAAUGCUACUACAAUCUAAAUGAUGCCAACUUCUGUGAUAAUGUUCUGACCUCCAACGUCACCAAGGAAGAGUGCUGCUGCACACUCGGGGCUGGCUGGGGGGACAACUGUGAAAUGUUCCCUUGUCCUGUCUUAGGAACCGCUGCGUUUUCUGCAAUGUGCCCGGCAGGGAAAGGAUUAAUUCCCAAUGGAGACUCCGCUUACAGUGUCACUGCAGAGAACUACAAAGAUGCAGAUGAGUGUGUUUUGUUUGGACAGGAAAUCUGUAAGAAUGGGUUCUGCUUAAACACACAGCCUGGCUUUGAGUGCUACUGCAAGCAGGGCCUGUACUAUGACCUGGUGAAACUGCAGUGCCUGGAUAUUGAUGAGUGUCAGGAUGACUCAAGCUGUAUCAACGGUCAGUGUAUCAACACGGAGGGGUCAUACAACUGCUUCUGCACACGCCCGAUGAUCCUUGACACUACAGGAAAGCGCUGUGUUGGGCCCACAGAGGUCACAGAGCACGGUGAGGAAAGUGAGGUGUUCCAGGAUAUCUGCUGGCAGGAAGUGAGCCACAACCUCAUGUGCAGCCGUCCACUGGUUGGACAACAGACCACUUACACAGAGUGCUGCUGUCUUCAUGGAGAUGGCUGGGGUAUGGACUGUGCCCUCUGCCCUUCAAAAAACUCUGAGGAUUACGCCACCCUGUGCAAUGUGCCCCUGUCUGGGAGCAGACAGAGAUACGGGGAGGAUGCCCUGAUGCCCUUUGACGCAGACUAUACUGUGCCAGGCGUGGAAUACGAUUCCCAGCCCUCCAGCCCAGGAUUUUUACCUCUAUUUCAUGAUGAAGAGCAUCAGUAUGAUGCAUUCGAGGGGCUGCGGGCUGAAGAAUGUGGCAUCCUGAACGGUUGUGAGAACGGCCGCUGUGUGCGCGUGCAGGAGGGCUACACCUGUGACUGCUUCGAUGGGUACCACUUGAACAUGGCCAAGAUGGCCUGCGUUGACGUGAAUGAAUGCACCGAGCUCAACAAUAAAAUGUCCCUUUGCAAGAACGCUAAGUGCAUCAACACCGAAGGAUCUUAUAAGUGUGUGUGUCUGCCAGGCUUUGUGCGCUCAGAGCAGCCAAACUACUGCAUACGUUCAGAGGAAGCAGAGAAAGAGUGAGCUGGAGUAAGAGGGAGGAGAAGAGAGAAACACAACCAGUUAUUUAGUCUAAGCCCAUAUACUCUGCACUGUAUAAAUGAAACAAAAACAUAUUCUACUUGAGAUGAAGGUAAAACGUAGCCUGCUAUGUGAUGUGGUGUCUGAAUGGGAAACAGCAUUGUAUAAAUAUGAUUUUUUUAGAAGGGGAUUGGCUGAUCGGGACAGGACUCUAAGCUCCACUGAACUGACAGACAGAGUGGACAUGUUGUGUUCUGAGUGAAUCACAGCAGAGCGUUUCCAUGCCGAUAUGUUUAAAACUUAAGUGAAAAAGGCCAACCGACCAAUCGAACUAACCAUGCUUUGUCCUGUCAAAACAGUAUACAUUUCCCUCUAUUUUUUAUUGCAUAGGAACAUUGGCUCACACAAUGGUGAAAAUAUUUUGUAUUACUAUUGUUAAGUCGCAUUUGAUAAAUCUGCAGUAUGUAUUAUACUGUGAAAGAAUGUUAUUAAUGUAAAUUCUUUGAAAGGACAUUUUUAGGCUUUUUUUAUUGAUGAAUAUUAUACACAGCUGUACUUUUCUGUGGACAAUGGCAGGCUUUGAUUUUAUUAUGUCUUGUCUGCCCUGUGGAGCAGGCACCUUUUUGUUACCUUAGCUUCUUUUUCUUUUUUUAGCGUCCUUUAAAAGGUGAAGUUCUCCAUUUUGUACUCUUUAAAUAUUUUCUGCACUUAACUGCAAUAUAACAAGUCUUGCCAGGUUGCAAAGCUGCUAAAAGGAACAGCCGUUGGAGUAAGUUUUGUACAUUUAAACUAAAGAGAUGAAAACCAGUUUAUGUAUUGUAAUCUGUAAAUGGAAAAAAAAUAGCUCUUGUAUGAAUCCUUACAUAUUAUGCUGUAUAUUAAACCUCUAUAAAUAAAUCACUUUUUGUAAUUUUA